Molecule: messenger RNA, 9454 nt
Organism: Malurus melanocephalus (red-backed fairy wren)
Lineage: Eukaryota; Metazoa; Chordata; Aves; Passeriformes; Maluridae
Gene: GAK
Product: cyclin G associated kinase
Exons: 28
Coding region: 190-4149 (1319 amino acids)
Biological process (GO): protein phosphorylation; regulation of clathrin-dependent endocytosis; positive regulation of Notch signaling pathway
Cellular component (GO): cytoplasm
Molecular function (GO): protein serine/threonine kinase activity; AP-2 adaptor complex binding; ATP binding
Source: RefSeq, a predicted model, not a curated record
CCGCCCGGAGCUGAGGGAAGGGCGGCUGAGGGGAAGGCGGAGGAGGCAGGCGGGCUGUCGCCGCCGCUGUCGGUAGCUCGGCGGAGCCCUCCAACUCCAUCCCACCCUACUUCCACCCCUUUCCGUCCCGUCCAAUUCUCUCCCAUUCCUGCUCGCCCGGCCGCCGCCGGGCAGUGCCUGCCGGGGGCCAUGUCGCUCUUCCAGUCUGCCUUGGACUUCCUGGCGGGCCCCGGUUCCCUCGGGGCCGCCAGCCGCGACCAAAAUGAUUUCGUGGGGCAGACGGUGGAGAUGGGCGAUAUGAAGCUGCGCAUCAAGCGGGUCAUCGCCGAGGGGGGUUUUGCUUUUGUCUAUGAAGCUCAAGAUCUUGGAAGUGGCAAAGAUUAUGCUUUGAAGCGAUUGUUGUCUAAUGAAGAGGAAAAGAACAAAGCCAUCAUUCAGGAAGUUUGUUUUAUGAAAAAACUUUCAGGUCAUCCCAACAUUGUCCAGUUUUGCUCUGCAGCUUCUAUAGGAAAAGAAGAAUCAGACACAGGACAAGGAGAGUUUCUUCUGCUUACRGAGCUGUGUAAAGGACAGCUGGUGGAGUUCUUAAAGAAAGUAGAAUCCAAAGGACCUAUCUCUUGUGACACAGUUUUGAAGAUCUUUUAUCAGACCUGCAGAGCAGUGCAGCAUAUGCAUAAGCAGAAGCCUCCUAUUAUCCACAGAGACUUAAAGGUAGAAAACUUGCUUAUUAGUAACCAGGGAACGAUUAAACUUUGUGACUUCGGUAGUGCUACAACUAUAGCUUACUAUCCUGACUACAACUGGUCUGCACAGAAGAGAGCAUUGGUUGAAGAAGAGAUCACAAGGAAUACAACACCAAUGUACAGGACACCAGAAAUGAUAGACCUGUAUUCUAAUUUUCCCAUUGGUGAAAAGCAGGACAUUUGGGCGCUGGGCUGUAUCCUGUACCUGCUGUGCUUUAGACAACACCCAUUUGAAGAUGGAGCUAAACUUCGCAUAGUCAAUGGGAAAUAUGUCAUCCCACAAAAUGACACCCGUUAUUUGGUGUUUCAUGAUCUCAUUCGCUCCACUUUGAAGGUGAACCCAGAGGAGAGGCUGUCAAUCACUGAACUUGUGAACCAGCUACAGGAGAUUGCAGCAGCUAGGAAUGUCAACCCUAAAUCACCUAUCACAGAGCUUCUGGAACAAAAUGGAGGCUAUGGAAACAAUGCUCAGCCUCGGACAUCUGUGACCUCUGUUUCACAGAGCUCCAAGCCUUCAGGGCAGCUCAACAAUUUGUACAAUGCAGGCCUGGCCGUUGCGGAAUGUGACCAGACUUAUGGAGGGUUCUUUGAUAUUCUGAGGGGUGGAACAGAGCGAUUUUUCACUAAUAUUAAGGAUACAUCUUCUAAAGUUAUCCAGUCUGUGGCCAAUUAYGCAAAAGGAGACUUGGAUAUAUCAUACAUCACUUCCAGAAUUGCUGUGAUGUCCUUUCCAGCUGAAGGUGUAGAAUCUGCCAUCAAAAAUAACAUAGAAGAUGUGCGGUUGUGUCUUGACUCUAAACAUCCUGGCCAUUAUGCUGUGUACAAUCUCUCGCCAAGAACAUACAGGCCUUCAAGAUUCCAUAACAGGGUUUCUGAAUGUGGCUGGCCAGCGAGACGAGCGCCAAAUCUUCAGAAUCUCUAUAGCAUAUGCAAGAACAUGCAUUUAUGGCUGAAACAAGACCAGAAAAACGUUUGCAUUGUUCAUUGCCUUGAUGGAAGAGCAGCAUCUGCUGUUGUAGUUUGUUCUUUUCUGUGUUUCUGCCGUCUCUUCACUACUGCUGAAGCUGCUGUUUAUAUGUUCAGUAUGAAACGCUGUCCACCUGGCAUUUGGCCUUCUCAUAAAAGAUACAUUGAAUACAUGUGUGACAUGAUGGCUGAAGAACCCAUUAUUCCUCACAGCAAGCCCAUCCUGGUCAGAUCAAUUGUCAUGACUCCCGUUCCGCUUUUCAGUAAGCAGCGUAAUGGCUGCAGGCCUUUUUGUGAGGUUUAUGUGGGAGAUGAAAGAGUAACCACCACUUCUCAGGAAUAUGACAAAAUGAAGGAGUUUAAAAUUGAAGAUGGGAAAGCAGUAAUUCCACUGGGUAUAACAGUCCAAGGAGAUGUUCUCAUUGUGAUCUAUCAUGCCAGAUCAACUCUAGGAGGACGACUGCAAGCCAAGAUGGCUUCAAUGAAGAUGUUUCAGAUUCAGUUCCAUACAGGUUUUGUGCCCCGAAAUGCCACUACAGUGAAAUUUGCGAAGUAUGAUCUGGAUGCCUGUGACAUUCAAGAAAAGUACCCUGAUUUAUUUCAAGUCAAUCUGGAAGUAGAGGUGGAGCCCAGAGAUAGGCCCAGCUGUGAACAGCCACCUUGGGAUAACAUGAAUAUAAAGGGGCUGAAUCCCAAGAUCCUCUUUUCCACUCGAGAGGAACAACAAGAGAUUUUAUCAAAAUUUGGGAAACCAGAAUUGCCUAGACAGCCAGGUUCAACUGCACAAUAUGAAGCAGAGGCAUCCCAGCUGGAGCAGUCUUCAGAAAGUGUACCUACUGAUACAGAAUCCCCACACAGCAGUAGUACCGAUGCAAAUAACUUCUUUCACUCUCUGGACUGGAAAGAAGGAAAAACUCCAGAAAGUGGAAUAGAGGACAGUUCAUCUAAAAAUGAUCGUAUUCAGCUAUCUGAUGACAGGGAAGAGAGUGAUCCGUCAGAUGAAGAGUUUCCUACAUUUCCAGAUGAAGGAAGUGCGGUAAUUGUUGAUGAAAAAGACUCUACUCCAGAAGGAGAGUUGCUUUUUGAAGCCAGUUUUGAAGCUCCAUCUGCACCGUUACAAAAAUCUGUCCCUGAAGAGAAUGUAGACUUGCUGGGACUAGACUCUGAUAUUUCAGCAGAAAAGAAACAACCUAUCUCAGAAAUAAAUUCUUCACCAAGUAAUGCAGACUUGUUGAACAAUCUGUUCRUGAGUAGUGUGUCACAGGUUUCAGAUGAGCCUGCUGGAGAUCUUCUGGGACAAGGAACUGAUUUAUUUUUCAGCAGUCAGUGUCCAGCUGCUACUCAGGGUACGUCUUCGGCAGCAGUCAUGUCUUCAGCCGAUCCAUUUGACCCAUUCACAAUGUCAAGUUCGGAGAAUCAAGCCCUGUCUGGUCCAGAUCUCUUUGGGGACUUCCUUAGUCCAACUUCAACAUCUACAGCUAAUACAGUUCCUUCCACACAAAGUUCACUUCCACCUUCUUCCAGCUCAGAUUUCUUAAAUUUAGGCGGCCUAACUCCAGAGCCACCUAAAAUAUCAUCUUCUACWAGCCAUCCAGAUCUCUUAAGUGGAUGGGAUUCUUGGGCAGAUUCCUCAACAGCCAGCAGUGUGGCGUCACCACAGCUGAAGCCUAUUUCUGAAGGCCAAGCUUUUACCACUGUCAGCCAGUCCAGUAUGUCUUCAGGUCUGUCUUUCAGCCAGGUGAAAUCUCAGAACUUCGAUCCUUUUGCUGAUCUGGCCAAUCUGGGAUCUGGUCUUCCAGGUUCAUCCACUGGUGGACUCUUGGGUAGUGGAUUUAAUCAGAAGACUGCACCAUCUCAGAAGCCGGGAAAUCAAUGGCAGAAAUCCCACAAACCACAAACAACUCCAUGGCCAUCCCAGACUAAGUCCAGCACAGCACCUAAGCCCAACUACACAGUGAACUUGAGUGUUAUCGGAGGACGAGAAGAAAGAGGAGUUAGAGCUCCAAGUUUUGGUCAAAAGCCAAAAGUUUCAGAAAAUGAUUUUGAGGAUCUCUUAUCUAAUCAAGGAUUUUCAGCAAAAUCUGAUAAAAAGGGACCAAAGACAAUUGCUGAGAUGAGAAAACAAGAGAUGUCUAAAGACAUGGACCCCUUAAAACUCAAGAUUCUUGAAUGGAUUGAAGGAAAAGAGAGAAAUAUUAGAGCAUUAAUAUCCACUCUUCAUACAGUACUUUGGGAAGGGGAAAAUAAGUGGAAACCAGUCAGCAUGGCAGAUUUAGUGACUCCUGAACAAGUAAAGAAGUACUACAGGAGAGCAGUGCUUGUGGUUCAUCCUGAUAAGGCCACAGGACAACCUUACGAGCAAUAUGCCAAAAUGAUCUUCAUGGAAUUGAAUGAUGCAUGGUCAGAGUUUGAAAACCAGGGAUCAAAGUCCCUUUUYUGAAACUUCACCUUUCACAGAACUGCUUCCAGAAACUGGAGCUGAGCAUUAUGACUUUAUUGCGCCUAAGAUUUAUGAAGCGCUUUUCCAUGAUUUCAGCACAGUUUCUAGUCAUGCACUUAAAUGUGGGGAUGUAUUUUGUAAGAUGUAGAGUACAAAGCAUUACAUAGAUGUAUUAAGAAAAAAGCUGCUGAGUACCUGUAGAAAUCACAGUCUGGGAGUAAAGGUUUCUCUUCAGUUUUGUAAAAGAAAAAUAGAAUUUUAAUGAAGCUAAAUAAUUCCUGAUAGGCUAGUAUUAGUUAUCAAUCAUUCCAACUUAAUUGAUCUUUGCUGUACCUCUACCUUCCCAAAUUUGUCUGUUACUUUGAGUAGUUUUGUGAUUCAGUUUUGAUAUCUGAUGCUUGUCGCCUUCUUCAAAGUGCUUUAGUUAGCAGCAGUGAUUUUGCUUGGCUUAUCUCAAACCUAAGGGUGUAUAUUUUCAUCUGUAUUUUAUAUAACCAAUCAGAUAAUCAUUCUGUAAAUAAUGUUUUCUGGUAAUAUCUAUGUUCCUUACAAGACAGUAACAGUUGUUUGGCCAAAAAAAGACACAACAUGUGAGAAAGUCAGAAAGAGUUGUUCCUGGUUUUUUUUUUUUUACAUAUCAUGAUUCUAAAAAGAAAUUAUGUCUUUAAAGUCUGCAUGUUCCUGAUAUUUUGUUAUUUAUUAUUAAUAUUUGGAAAUACUCUGACCUGUGCUUAUUUUCCUAGUUCUUUGAAAGUCUCUUGCUUCUGAUUUCAGUGGAACAUUCCUUUUCAUUGCACUUCAGAUACUCUGAUAGAAACAAAGUUACUCUGAAACUUGAAACAUAAGCACAAACCUUUUAUUGUGCUUUGAUUUGUCUGAGUAUUAAAUCACUCAUUAUCAUAUGGAGAGCAUUUAAAGUGCUUUAACACAUUUUGCUGCAUGUUUGAACGUCUAUAUUUUUGACAUACGCGUGGCAUCAGAGUAUGUGAAAACAUGGUGUGUUUUGGUGGACUGUUGAAUUUCUGAGUAGAGACACAACUUGGUGACAAAACAUGCCAUGUUUUCUCAUGCCUGUUCAGGAGGCACUUUUUCACUAGUGCUGGGGUGGAUGAUGCACAUGACCAAUGACUGUUAUACUAUGUGUAAUAACAAAAUGCAAUUUUCAUAUCAAGUUUGAAAACAUUGACAAUUAGUGCUGGGAUAUUAAAUGUUCAGCAGCAGUCUCUUGAUACAGUACAGUUGGGCAUUCAAGGGGAUAUUUUGAUCACUUGCCUUUUUGUACAUUUUGCAUGCUUAACUGAGAGGGAAACUGUAUUAUUAGCAGAGGUAACUGUUCAGCUGAGCAACAUCGGAACAGGAAACACGAGAUUCUAAUGCCACCUGAACCAUCCGUGUUGGAUGAGAUUUUCCACUGAUGCACCAGCCUGAAAGCUGAUGGGUUAGAGGCUGCUGAACACUUGCAAUGUCUAGUCUCCAGCUCUGAUACAACACAGUUACUUACUAAUCUCUGAUCAAAGGUUUUGUUUGUGUAUAUUUGCAUAUAUAUUCAGCUGCUGUGAUUUUUUUUUUUUUUUAAAGAUGAAGCUAAGAUCAGUUAUGGAUCAGGAAGGUUAUGUAUUAUUCAUAGCUGCCGUUGUAUUUCAGUUACUGCUUUGAAGCAAUCUUAAAUCUCAGUAGAUKUCUUCAUGAAAGUAUGUAACUUGCUGUCUGAUUUAAAGUAGUAGUUGGUCUUUUUUCCUUUGGACACUUCAUUAAAUCUGUGUAUGUGUUUUGCAUCCAUGGAAAUUAAAGGCUUUUGCUGAUAGGAUAGGUUUGUGGGAGACUGGCGUGGCUCUUUACAGUUCUAGGGCAAAUGGCAAAUGCUAUAGUAACAGGUUUAAAAGGACAGACUGCAGUCCUAUAUACAUUUAAGAGAUAAAGCAUUUCUGAGGGAGUUGCUUCAAGUACAGAAGGAAUGCUUUAAAAAACCACAUUCAUCCAUAUACAGACAAGUUAAUUUUGAGGCAUACAUUUUUAAUUUAUCUUUUCUUGRAAUACAUGUUUCAAAAAUUCAAACAUGAAAAUUGGGUGGAAARCAUCUUCCUCUGCUUUGUACAUUUGGUAGCAUUUUCUGGAUGAUGUCUAUGUUAAUAUUUUUUUAAUUUCUGUACUCUUGCUUGCAAAAUUUUUUUGAAACAUCAGAGAAGAACCUUAGAUGUGAUUUUAAGUAGGCAGGGAAAACAUGAGUGCAAAUACUUUACCUGGAACUGAAGAUCUCUUGAAAUUGGCUUGUUCUUUUUUAAAAUUAUGGAAAAUCAAGAGGUUUGGCUAUGGAUUCUUCCAAGAGCCAGUAGACAAUUACUGUGUCUUCAGACAGAACUGUGCUCAGCUUAUUUUAUGGCUUAGUCAGCUCUGGUUCUCAGUGGGGGAACUGAAUCAUUUCUCUAUCCUACUCCUUUCUACAUUAUUGAAUUUUGCUGCUACGAAUCUGGGAGAGGCUUGGUUUGGUAAAUCAUUGAAUCUUGGCAAUGAAGCUAUUUCAGGUAGAGUGUUUUGGGUUUAUUUUCUUUAACUGUGCUAUUCAUCUGUGUUACAUACAAGAAUGUGCAAACAAUGGGGAUUUCACUAAGAUUCUGUAAGCAAACUGUGAUUUGGAUAUUAAAAAAGGUCAAGUGGUGAAUAUGAACAUAAUAAACUGAAGUUUURUUUUCUGUGGAACGCAAAGGAGCAUGAGGACCAUUAAAGGUGUUUCUUAGUGCAAGGUAUAUAUUAAUUACAAGAACCUGGGAAGAAGGAAGUUAAAGUAUGUUUAAUAAAAGCUUGUAUUGAGUCUUAAUGCAACUUUUAUAAAGGAGGGUCGUUUGGAAACAGUCCAGCCAUUCUGUAUGGAUUAAUCUUAAAACAGUGAUUAAAAGUGGUAGAAAAUUUGGGAGUGAGGGCUUUUCAACCUUUUGUAUGCUUUUUACUUGGUUGUUUAUCUGUCUGCUUUAUGGGCUAGGAGUGCAAAUGAUGAAACAUACAUUUCACUAUAGCUGCAUUCUUAGUGUUCACAAACUGAAAAGCUUUUAGAACCAGCUUCAGAAAAAAUUAUUAAUCAGAGACUUGGCUGGAUUCUCUCUUUGCUUAAAAUGUGUAUUUUCUGGUAAUUGUUCCUUGUACAGUUAAAUUUUGACAUGUUGAAGCCAUGCCCUGAAAACUGGACUUCAUAUCUGCUUCUGCUGGCUAUGAAGCUUGAAGCUGAGGUAGCUGGGUUGUUGACAGCAGGCAACAGGCUUUGCAUGUGGCACUUGAGGUUCUCUUGUGAAGCACCUCCUUGACUCUUGCAGCAAAUCAUGGUGCCUGGUGGCCCAUGUUGGUUGUUCUUGUCUGAAAACAGCACCUGACUAAUGUCAUGCAGUGUUUGCAACCUACCAGGGCUCACUUUCCACAAGUGUGUCAGCUGGCAUGGUUAUUGCAAGAACAAAGGGUAACAGCACAAGAUAGAUUAAAGGAAGAGUAGAGAAGUACACCAGGGCUCUAAAGUGUCUGAAAUACUGUUUUCUAUUUCUCUUUCACUGACCUAUUGCUACCUACCUCUGCUAAAAACAGGUCAAGACUAGCAGGGACAACCUGGUUUGCAGCCUGCUUUUCCAACCGUUUUACAAUGCUGCUGACUGACUGUAGCAGGUGGGAGUAUAAAGUCCUUAGCUUUUUUUUUUUUUCCCCCAGAAGUUUCUAUAAAGCAGGUUUAUGAAAUAAUUGGGCAGGUUUCCAUUAGUUAUUUUAGUUAAAUUGCUUGUGUUACGUUGCUUUUAGAUCUGGGGAGUCCAGCAACAUAACUUUUAAAACAGAGAUCUGUGAAGAAGAAUUGGUGUUCAGAUUGUGUGUGGCUGGAGUCUGCCUAAUAGAGACAAGUGAUGUAUUUGAAGGGUGUUGGAGGAAAUGUCUUCAACCUCAGGCAUGCCUGUUUGAUGUUUCCUAGUCCUGUCAGAGUUCCUUAGGAGCAGGAAAGAUGUUAGUUGUUAGUUAGCCAUAAAGCCUAGAAGGAAAAGUUCCUUGUUAUUUGGGUCAUGUUCAAGUAUUUUGCUAAUCAGUGGUAGCUUCUCCAGCAAGUACAGAACAGAAAAACCUCCAACAGUGCUGAUGAAGUAAGUACAUUUUUUUUGCAACAGUGGCAGAGUCCUUGGUGUUGUAGUUGAUGGCAACAAGUGCUCAUGAAAAAUGCCUUGUUUACCUCCAUUUUCUUGAUAAUUCUGGACAGUUCCUCCCAUUUUGUCUGGCCAAGCAUAGAGCAACAGUUCGUUUGUGAAAGCUAUGUGCACAAGAUUAAUAUUUUGCACAAACCAAAGCAGAGUUUGAGUGUGACAGAAAUCUCAUCGGGCCUUUGAGGCUGCUGGGUUCCAUGCACCAUUCCACCUCCUGAGGCCAGGCUGCAGUUUCCCCAGCAGUGGCAGUGUGUUUGUAUGCUUGCUGGCCGCCGCAUUCUCUGCUGCUCACAGCGUUUCAGGGAUAGCAUAAUUGUGGAAACCUUGUGGCUCCUCAGCUGUGUCCUUAAUUGUCUAACAAUUGCAGUGUCACAGCUGCUUUGUAAAUAAGUUCAAUUUAAUCUUGUAUGAGUCAGUUGAUGUUUUCUGUUAAGAUUUUGCAGGUGAUUGACCUGCGACAGCAGUAAAAGGAAUGUACAUUUCUCACCCUUUGAGCCUGUCCCUGGUGCAGAGCAGCUCUUGCACCCAGAAGCCCAAAGGCAAGGAGCUGAGCUCUGGUUCUGAACUUGAUCCAUCUUGCAGUGCUUGCUUACUCUCUCUUUGGGUGAGCUUAUCGUGGACUGCAGUUUUGACUGCGUUAGGCUUCCAACAUAUGCUCCAAAAAUACGAAUUCAAUAAUUUUUAUGAAGGAUACGUGUUGUCACAGAAGCUUUUAUUACCAAAAGGGGAUUAAGAGGCAUCGUGAGAACUCCCAAAACUCUUUAGUGGAAUGUACUGUAUAUUUGCAAUGUAGAUUUCUAGAAGUGAUUGUCAUCUCUCAUAAGGUCUUGGCUUGCUCUGAGGUCCUUAUUGUAUUUACCUGUAGUUGUGAUUGUACUUUCAAUACCUGUGGGGUUUUUUUUCUGAUUUGGAGUGUGUGUAAGGACAGAGCAGACACUCAAGUCCUGUUUUUGCCAUCUUUCAGGAAAUGCAAUGUACUGUGUAAUUUUGCUACUGGUGAAAUGAAACUUGUACCUGUAUGUAUAUAAGGUAAAACUGUCAAAUUAAGCCUUGUUUAAAAGUAGAUUUAAUGUUUGGUACAAUGUCCUUGAACAUAAUAUUUUGCUUUGAAAUGUAUUACAAUUUAACCAGUGAUCAAUUAA